UGUGUUCUGAGAGGUCUAAGCUCUCUGCACCCAAAACCCUCACCAAUGGCGAUUUCAAGCUUAGGGUUCGCUUGCCGCCCCAAUUUCAACCUCCGCAUUCCCGCCUUCCAAUGCAUUGGCAAGGUUCAGUUGAAUCUAGUUGCGGCUAUGGAAGCGAUUGAUGAGCGAGAGGGUCAGCCGAAGGACAAAAACACCAGUAAUUCGGGCAGUAGAUUUGAGGUGUAUCUUGUAGGAGGCUGUGUGAGGGAUCUUAUCUUAAAACGCACGCCAACGGACUUCGACAUUUUAACUACAGCUGAAUUGAGAGAGGUGACGAGAACAUUUUCAUGGUGUGAAGUAGUUGGAAGGCGGUUUCCUAUAUGUCAUGUGCACGUUGGUGAUACAGUAGUGGAGGUUUUCAGUUUUAGCAUCAGCGCACGAAGCUUUGGUAGGAACUCAACUAGUGAAUUUAAAAAACCCGUACAUUGUGAUGACAAGGAUUUUAUGCGUUGGAGCAAUUGUUUGAAGCGUGACUUUACAAUUAACGGAUUGAUGUUUGAUCCAUAUGCAAGGAUAGUGUAUGACUACCUGGGAGGAAUAGAAGAUCUUCAAAAGGCUAAACUCCAAACUGUUAUACCAGCAAGUACCUCAUUUCAAGAGGAUUGUGCUCGCAUUCUACGUGCCAUAAGAAUUGCUGCUCAUUUGGGGUUCCGUAUAUCAAAGGAAACAGCUGAUUCAAUUAAGAGUUUAUCCUACUCAAUUCUUAGGCUUGAUAAGGGCCGGAUCCUCAUGGAAAUGAACUACAUGUUGGCGUAUGGUUCUGCUGAGGCUUCUCUUCGGUUAUUAUGGAAAUUUGGACUUCUGGAACUACUUCUACCCAUCCAGGCAGCAUAUUUUGUUCGCCAUGGUUUUCGAAGACAUGACAAAAGGUCUAACAUGCUUUUGAUAAUCUUCUUGCACCUGACAAGCCGUGCCACAGUAGCUUAUGGAUUGCAAUCUUAGCAUUCCACAAAGCACUCUCUGAACAACCUCAAGAUGCGUUGGUGGCUGCUGCCUUUACCCUUGCUGUUCACAAUGGUGGAGAUAUAAAGGAAGUAGUGGAGAUAGCCAGGACUAUCACCAACCGGCAUGAAG
Messenger RNA from Argentina anserina (silverweed cinquefoil), 1113 nucleotides. RefSeq lists its product as uncharacterized. Gene Ontology annotation, biological process: RNA processing. The coding region runs from base 46 to 981 and encodes 311 amino acids. NCBI's taxonomy places the organism in Eukaryota, Viridiplantae, Streptophyta, Magnoliopsida, Rosales, Rosaceae. Gene Ontology annotation, molecular function: nucleotidyltransferase activity; RNA binding. The transcript is spliced from 12 exons. The record is from RefSeq and is a predicted model, not a curated record.